This is a messenger RNA of Durusdinium trenchii, 378 nucleotides long. Lineage: Eukaryota; Dinophyceae; Suessiales; Symbiodiniaceae. The record is from the annotation of a GenBank genome assembly.
AUGUCUACCGUCUUCUUUCGUGUGAAGGUUUGGAACCCCCUGAGGUCAACGAUUUUUGGACCAGCCAGGAACGGGGUUCCACCGGCUCUCCACUCGUCCACUAGAGUGUGGUUGACGGAAGAAGAUGUCCAUGUGGGCAAAGGACAUUCAAACUUCACAUGUUGCUUUGAUAGUGAAGGUUCCUCACAUCAGAAGACAUAUAUUCUUCGGGGGGGCUUGGCAACUGGCCAGAAACAGAUCUCUCUCAACACAGGGGAUGGGACCGUUGAGGUUUUCUUUUUUAUGCCCGGUGCAUAUGUGGCGAGUCGUAUUCCGAAUAUUCGCUAUCAUCAGCUGAGCUGCGGUGGUAUGAGAUCCAGGAUGGGGUGGAGUGACUGA